AGGGUGCUUUUGUAAUUUUACUUCUUUUAUGUGGCUCAGGUGAAGGGACUGAUACUCCAUCUCGUUGCCCUACCGACGAUUCUGCCGUGCUGUCGCCGUCCUUCGAUUUGCCGGACUCACCACGGUCUCCUUCCUUUCGAGCUAUCUCUGCAAGCUUCUUCCCCUUGCCGCAUCGGUCUGGUCUCCAUGGAAAGCUUCUGAGUUUGAACAGGAAUGUAAACUCAAGCGAGGAUUAUUUAUUCAAGAGGAAAAGAAAUGGGUAUAUCCAUACUUAUUGGGUUGAAGGCAACUACUCUGUUGUUGGCAUUUUACUUUGUCAGAGAACUGGGAGUAAACUUGAUUCAUCUACCACUUUUGCAUGCCUCUUUGGUUUCAUAUUUAAUUGCCAUUGCAUCUCUUCCAGCAGUGAAUCUUCCACUGCUUUUGGGAAAGAGUUCUGAUGGAAAGUUUCCUCUCUGGUCACUGAUCAUAUUCGGACCUUAUCUUUUGUUCAUUCGUUUAUUUGUGCUCUUGAGGAGAUGGAAGAGUGGGGAACCUUUGUACAGUGAAAUUUCUGAAGGUAUAUAUGUUGGUGGCUGGCCUACUUCCAUGGAUCAUUUGCCUCCUGGCAGACCUGCAGUGAUUGAUUGUACAUGUGAGCUACCUCGGAGCUCUGCACUUACUCCAAAUGGAUAUUUGUCUGUUGCCACUUGGGAUACAAGAGCCCCUCAACCGUCUCAAAUCGAAUCUGCAGUUCGUUGGGCAUGUAGAAAAAGGACACAGAAGGUUCCUGUAUACAUCCAUUGUGCCUUUGGUCACGGAAGAAGUGUGUGCGUGACAUGUGCUGUGCUCGUCGCAUUAGGUUUGGCUGACGAUUGGAAAAGUGCAGAGAAGAUUAUUCGAGGAAAGCGGCCUUUCAUAAUGAUGAACAAUCUUCACCGCAAAAACCUAGACGAGUGGUCCAAACAUCGGCUAUCACCGAAAAGAGAUGGAGUAUCAUCUGUUAGUUCUGCAAUUCUUUCUGAGAGAUCAUAAAGUGCAGUCAGUGUGACUACACACAUCAUGAAAGUGUUGUAUUCUGAAAUUUCUGAUUUUUGUGUUCUUCACAAAUCAUGUGUAAGACUAUUAUUUUCUAAAUUACAAACGUUUAUUAUUCA
Messenger RNA from Zingiber officinale, 1136 nucleotides. RefSeq lists its product as uncharacterized. Bases 256 to 1014 code for a protein of 252 amino acids. Gene Ontology annotation, biological process: protein dephosphorylation. Gene Ontology annotation, molecular function: phosphatase activity. NCBI's taxonomy places the organism in Eukaryota, Viridiplantae, Streptophyta, Magnoliopsida, Zingiberales, Zingiberaceae. The transcript is spliced from 3 exons. The record is from RefSeq and is a predicted model, not a curated record.